This is a messenger RNA of Aspergillus wentii DTO 134E9, 1058 nucleotides long. RefSeq names its product SDR family NAD(P)-dependent oxidoreductase. The record is from RefSeq and is a predicted model, not a curated record. The transcript has 11 exons. The coding region runs from base 224 to 982 and encodes 252 amino acids. Lineage: Eukaryota; Fungi; Ascomycota; Eurotiomycetes; Eurotiales; Aspergillaceae. Gene Ontology annotation, molecular function: oxidoreductase activity.
GCUUGACAAUCACCUCCCACCUGAUCGUAUCAUUGCACAUGCAAAUCGUUUCCUACCGAGAUACCGGAAUAAUUCCGAGUGAUGGACUGAUUGACACUCUGUACAUGCAUGCAUCGGCUCUCUUACCCCGCUUGACUGAUUCGUAAUUCUCUCAGUGCUUCGCCAGCAUCUAACAGCUUUUUUUUUUUUGAAUGACGCUAAAUAUAUACGCUCGUCAGUCAUUAUGUCAUACUCUUUGCAAGGUCGAAAUGCCCUUAUCACGGCGGGUUCCCGAGGACUGGGAGCUCUCGUAGCCCAGAAAUUCGCAUCUGAGGGUUGCAAUGUCGCCAUCAAUUAUGUCUCGAAUAAAGAAGCAGCCGAGAAGGUCGCAUCUGAAAUCCAGGCCCAAUAUAAUGUGAAGACAGCCAUCAUUCAGGGUGACGCAGGUCUCCAAAGCGACUGUACCAACACAGUUAAGGCUGCAAUCGAGCAAUUGGGUGGCCUAGAUAUUCUAGUUUCGAACGCGGGUUGGACCAGAAUGACUCUAUUCGCCGACUUGAAUGCAACGAACGAAGAGGAUUGGGACAAGUGUUGGUCCGUCAACGUCAAGAGCAACUUGCAUCUUUUCAAAGAAGCCUUGCCGACGUUUAACGCAAACCCCGAAGGUGGUGUUUUCCUUCUUACUUCGUCCACAGCGGCAGUUACACCGUCGGGGAGUAGCAUGCCAUAUUCCGUGACAAAGGCUGCAGGACUGCAUCUCAUGAAGUGUCUCGCGCAAACACAGGGCAACAAAGUUCGUGUCAAUGCUGUCCUGCCAGGUCUCCUGCUCACUGAAUGGGGCCAACGGUUUCCCGCCGAAAAAGUCCAGCUCUACAAGGAUAUGGCCGUUCUCAACAAAGUGCCCGAGGUGGAGGACACAGCUAAUGCAUAUGUAAUGCUGGCCAAAAACUCGUCCAUGACAGGCCAGUCGAUACAAAUCGAUUCCGGUUUUGCAAUUAGGUAAACGUCGAUUGAUUGUGUUUUAUCUGUGGCAGAUGCUCUUGAUUACUGCCGUGGUGCUCAGUACAUUUAACACGAUU